This is a messenger RNA of Acipenser ruthenus (sterlet), 6863 nucleotides long. RefSeq names its product plakophilin-3-like. Gene Ontology annotation, biological process: cell-cell junction assembly; cell-cell adhesion. NCBI's taxonomy places the organism in Eukaryota, Metazoa, Chordata, Actinopteri, Acipenseriformes, Acipenseridae. Gene Ontology annotation, cellular component: cytoplasm; plasma membrane; adherens junction. The transcript is spliced from 14 exons. The coding region runs from base 1734 to 4199 and encodes 821 amino acids. The record is from RefSeq and is a predicted model, not a curated record. Gene Ontology annotation, molecular function: cadherin binding.
GUGGGAGUCUGUUUACGCCGCUGGGAGAUGAGAAUAUCAUUAUACUGUUCGUUCUGAUUAGUAAGAUCUAAAGGUAAUGAUAAUGAAAGGUCUGCCUGUUUGUUUUAAUUGCUUUACUUUGGCACAGUCUGAGGAUACACCCAGCCCUGCUACCUGCCAGCCUGGCAACGCCCAACAUUUUCACAGGAGCGCAUGCAGUGUGCUGUAUAAAAGCUGGUCCAGAAUAAUUAUUUAAAAGAAAAAGAAAAAAGAAGAGGGGCUUCAAUUAAAAGGAUCAAAGCUUUAAGCACAAAGCAUAAUGCAAUCUAAAGAAAACCAUCCUUUGCCUUUCUGUUUCACUAAGCUGCAGAGAGAUUCAGUGUGCACUUGCACUGCACAGGAUCUGCAGGUAUCAUCCCCAGCAAGACUGCGAGGAGAGGCCAAAGUUACAAGUAGUUAACCCACAUUGUCUGACGAUGGUUCAUUUGAAACAGGGACUUUGUGAUCCCCAGAACUGGAUCACUGAUCAUUGAAGAAGGCUCCAGUCGAAACGCUUGUCUGCUUGACUUUGUUAUAGAUUUUAUCUUAUCCCUUUUAAAAGUUUUACCAUGGUCAAUUUGCGCAACAUUUCUGUCAUUUUUCUUCCCCGUGUUUACGCUGGGCAUUUAAAGUGCUUAACCGUGGUUUUUACAAACCUUCACCAUGUUUUUCUGUGAUUUGCCAAGCUGCUUGUUUGUGCUUUAUGGGUUAGGGCUUGUCACAAUCAGUGAAAAUGCCCUGUUAAACAGAACACCUGCGUUAUCGGCCAGCACAAAAGCACACUGUGUUUUCCAUGCCCUGUGACUCAAGCGGAUUGGACGCAAGCCUUUGUGAGGCAGUCAGAAACCAGAUUGGGAAGGCGGGGAUUAAAUACCAGUCUUGGCGUUCAGUUUGUGAUUUUGUUGUUUUGCUUAGGAACAGCGUCUUAUAAUUCUUAAAAAUCAUGCAAAUGGUGUUCAUUGUGAAUUCAGAGGUUAAAAAAAAAAAAAUAAAAAAAAAAAAAACCCGGUCGGUUCUAUCAGUCUGUUUCCCUACAGCAGUCCUGAGUGGCUGGAAAUGAAUAACACUUGUAUAUACGUUCCAGUAUGUGGCAUCACGAAUCGUGCUCUAUUGUGCCGAGGAGUCGCAUACAGGUACAGCGAAUGUUGCAGGAUCGCAGGCAGCCAGUCGAUGCAGUGAGUCACUGAGGACAAGAGACACUGGGUGAAUGUCAUCGAAGAACAUGAGUGAGACCUUCGAGGCUGGAGUAACCUGAACUGUCCACCUUAAGAAACCGGUCCGUGCAACAGAGCGCUAUAGAAGGGUGUGGGGCGGGGGGUUUCCUUGUCUACCCUGGUGACUCACCUGUUUAAGGUGGUCUGGUGAAAUGACAUCACCAGAGCUCCACCUCAUUUCAGAGCAGUGCUCCGAUGAAUUUCAGAGUGUGUAGUUCAGUCAGAUCAAGGUAUCGACGAAGUACAGCAAUUAUUGGAAAACCAUACGAAAAAGUCCUCAGAUCCCAGCAAGAGGACAGCUUCGAGUCACCAUUGACACGACAUACAUAUAACCUCUUUGUUUAAACUUGAAUUGUGCGAGGGAGGUGACGAGUUCGGGACCCUGCUUAUGAGCUUUACUUUUUUGUGGAUUAGAUUUCCGUUUUUUUUUUCUUUAAGAAUUGGACUUUGGUUGUAGGUUUCUGAAAAAAAAAUUCUGCUAUAGAAACGAUAUAAGUCAUCAUGAGUGCCGUGCAUGAAGGCGUAUUUUUGUCUGCUCUCCAGCCCAAUACUUCUGUAUCCAGCUAUGCGCUGCCCUCUGAGAUCCAUCUUGGACACGGGGGCAGCGACUACGGCCAGAUCACAAAAGGCCAGCGUGUGCAGGACCAAGUGCGAAUGCGGAUGACCCAGAACAGGCCGAGCGGAUCUGCCACCGUCCACAGGGCUAAUGACAUUGCCAGCGAGUCUUCAGAAUACAGAAUGUCUUCUGGAAUGAAGUAUGCCACAGUAAACCCUGCAUUCAGCUCCAAGUCUCAAAUGUACUCCAUGGAGAGGAAAGUCACAGGGCCGCCGGUGUCUCAGUAUGGCACAGCCCGGGCCGGUGGCUGGAGCUCACGCUCUGCAGUGGAAAUCGGUCCCAACAGGAAGAUGAGCCUGGGAGGGAGAGGAGGAGGCAGCAGCAUCUACAGUCGAGGGAGGGAUGACAUGGGCUAUGGCUACCAGACUAGCCACUCCAUCAUGCGCAGCGUGAGCAGGGCCCAGCGAGACUACGACACCAUGUCAUUGCGCUCCAUGCAAGUGAACAGCUUGCCCCCUCAGACCCAGCCUUGGGUGGACGACGGGGAGGGCAGCAUCUCCGGGAGAGACAGCUACGGGCGCUCCCAGGUCCAGAUGGUGUCCAGCAACGGCGGGGGCAGCACGAUGGGCACCAUGGGGAGGGCGCUCAACGGGACCCUGACCAGCAGGAAUGGGGACUGGCAGGUGGAGGAGCAGCUGUACCAGAACAGCGUGAAGCCCCGAGGUCCGGCCAUGCGCACCCUGAGCCGUCUGAACCAGAACGCUAGCCGGCAAAACAGAAUGAGCAUGGGCUCUGUUGUUUCCGGGAGCAGCACCAUACAGCAGCAGAAAAUGGGUGGGGGAAACUCAAAUGGGUCCUAUGGCAGUCUGCCGAUUACCAGGGCCAUGUCCACCGUGAGUCUGAAGAGCAUGACAAAGGGAAAGGACACCUUCGAUGGGCAGGAGUACAUCAGUGCUGGAGAGAAAAUGAAUGACGGGUUCAGCGAUAUUGACAUGCCCUCUGCUGUUGAAUACCUGGCUGCCUCUGACCCAGCACUGCAAGUUUUAGGUGCUGCAUACAUCCAGCAUGAAUGUUAUAACAGCACUGCCGCCAAAAAUCAGGCGCGCUCCCUGAAGGCAAUCCCACGGCUGGUGAAGCUGUUCAACUACCCGAACCAGGAGGUGCAGCGCUACGCCACGGGGGCCAUGCGCAACCUCAUCUACGACAACAUGCAGAACAAGACAGCGCUGAUCGAGGAGAGCGGCAUCCCACAGCUCAUAGAGGCCCUGCGUGAGCCCGACGACGAGCUGCGCAAGAACGUCACGGGGAUCCUCUGGAAUCUGUCCUCCAAGGACAAUCUGAAGGACAAGCUGGCCAGCGAGACCCUGACUCAGCUGACGGAGCGUGUCCUGGUGCCCCUGUCUCAGUCUGACAAUCAGCAGAGUGCCUCUGAGUCUGAGAUCUUCUACAACACCACUGGCUGCCUCAGAAACUUGAGCUCAGUGAACGAGAAGGUUCGCCAGCAGAUGCGGGAGUGCAGGGGGCUGGUGGACUCCCUGGUCAGCUACGUCCAGCGUUCUGUGGAGACUGGCAAGGCAGAGGACAAGGGCGUGGAGAAUGCGGUGUGCACCCUGCGCAAUCUCUCUUUUCAGCUCUACACAGAGAUCCCACCCUCAGCGUCCAUACGGCUAGAGGGGCCGUCCCGCGGACAGGAUGAGGGGCCGGGUGACGUCAUCGGCUGCUUCACCCCCCAGAGCAAGAAAGCCAAGCAGAACCAGAUGAAUGACCAGCUGACAUUCUCUGAGGUGGCCAAAGACCCCAAGGGCAUGGAGUGGCUGUGGCACCCCCAGAUCAUGAGCCUGUACAACAGAGUGCUCCAGCGCUGUGGGAUCAACAGCAGCACACGUGAGGCAGCCGCCGGGGCAUUGCAGAACAUCACAGCUGGGGACAAGAGGUGGGCCUCUGUGCUGAGUCGGGUAGCCAUGGAACAGGAAAGGAUCCUGCCGACCAUCCUGGACAAUCUGAGAACAAACAACGACCAGGAGCUGCGUUCACUGACCGGCUUCUUACGCAACCUGUCCCGCUACGCCCGCAACAAAGAUGACAUGGCAACGAAGGUAGUGAAAAAUGUGCUGGUCAAGUUGCCUAGCGACAGCAGCCAGACGGAACCCUCCAGUGAUGUCAUCAUCAACAUCUGCGGAUUUCUCAACAAUCUGGUGAUGGGGAGCUCGGUGGCAGCCCGGGAUAUUGCCGCCUUCGACGGGCUGCAGAAACUCGUGUCGAUCAAGAACAACCGGAACAGUUCCUCCAGAGAGAAGGCAGCUAAGGCAGCCACCACUGUCCUGGGAAACAUGUACACCUACACCAAACUACACCGUGACUACAAACUGAAAGGAUUUAAGAAAGAGGACUUUGCCGAUAUCAGCAUCUGAGAUUUUUUUUUCUCUUAUUUAAUUACUUUUUGUGCUCAGGCUACUGGAUAAAAACAGACGUUGUUUUUUUUUUUUUGUUUUUUUUUUGUAGAUACAGAGCUUCUUAUAAAACGCUUGCACUUCAAUCCUUCUCCUCUUUUUUAUAAAAGUGAAAGAAAAACAGAAAAACUGCCCCUAAUGUAUUUCUACUGUAUAUAGAACACUGUGGACUGCUUUGUUUGGGAUCUGUGAAGACAAUGUACUGUACUUCUACAUGAGAAACACCAGCAUGGUUUCAAUGGAGAGCAUCAGACUUCACAAGCACUGGAAAAACCAGCUUCCGAGACCCCAGCACAGCUCCGAAACAGCCGCUAAAGAUUCAGCUCCACCAUCCAUCACCCAGUCAGGCCCCAACAAGGCUACGCAUUCAUAGUUUAUGUCUGAAUGAAGUUUUAUUAUUGCAGUAUGGCUAAGAUUUCAUCCCAUUUAACACCUCCCAUUCACUUUGUUUUCUUUCGUUGGAAUGUUUAAUUUAGACACAGUGCCACUGAGUGGCAGAAUGUUGUAACUGAAGAGGAUCUUAAAGGGGAAGUCAAUUAAGAUAACAAUUCAUGAAACUUGAUCACUUAUGCCUUUCUCAUCUCGCUGUGUUCUGUUAAAAAUUAGGUAGGCAGGCAGGUUUUGUAGAAUAAAAAGCUGUAUUAUAUAGGAAUGUAUAAAAUGUGGAUAUAAUAUAUAAUGUAUACAAAAGCUUUAAUUUAGGUUUAGUGGUACCCACCAGGAUAUAUAGAUCACAGGACAUGAUUCGAUGCUUAUUCUUGGACAAGAACCAGACUUUCAGGACAGACUUUUUGGUUAAACUCUGACUCAGUGCUGACCGAUCAGACAGGCUUGGAAUAAAUUCAAACCCCCAUGCCUGAUUCCACCAUUGAUAAAAUGCCACAUAAACUGGAUGGGUGUGUCUGCUGUGCUCUGUGCUUAUUCCUGCUGAUAAUCUCAAAUGUGCUGUAAUUCCAUACACAGUUCAAUUGUGGGUUUUUUAAAUUCUUUUGUAUGACAGAAUGUAUUGUGUAUGUUUAAGUGUUUUUAGUAAGGUAAUGAAGAAGUUUAAACCAGGAUUUUUUACUUAGAGGUAAAUAUUUUUGAAUAUUUAGAAUAAGCUGAAUAAGCUGUCUCAUAUCUGGUUGUCUAAUAAUGUAUAAUGUGGCUGGGGUGCCUUUUAUCCACAGAGAAUUAUAGCACCUGAACACUUAAAAGAAUGGUCAGGAUUCCAAGUCUAAUUACAAAUAACAUUGUAUUAAACCCUAGCAUUCAUUCAUUGUGAAUAGGCUUUGCAAAGUGGAUGUGCUUCAUUUGAAUUCCCAUUCUCAAAACCGUAAGACAUUUUUGAAGGAAUGUUUUUUUACAAGAGGUUUUUUUUUUUUAAUCAACAUUCCAGGAGUGCUUUCGAAAUCUGAGAAUGAACUUCUAACACCUGAAAAUGUUUAACAAACUGCAAAGUUGUUCUGAUCGCUCAAAAAAAAACAUUCCUUCGCAAAACAUUCCUUAAGUGUUUGUGAAUUGGGUGAACAGAGUCACAUUCACAAAGCUGAUUUCAAUUAGACUGUUUUAAUGAAAUAAAUAGUUUGAUAUUCAUGAACCUGUUCGAGGCUCAUGUUCACUAAUUAAUUAGAGACAAUCUGGGAGCGUUUUCUAAAACCAAAUGUGAUGUAAUUGAUCAAAACACUUAAAAGAAAAGGGGCUGAAUUCUCAAAGAUAUUUACUCCAAAUCGUCAUUAGCACAUUUUUAUUUCAGAGAUGAGAAUCACACACAAUAAAGUUACCAACUCGGAUAUAAACAAAUAAGACUUUUAACUUAAGAACGUCUAAGUAGUUUUAAGUUGGUUCUUAUUCAUGUUUGUUCAGAUAAUUAAGUGUCUUUGAGAAUCCACCUCACUGCUCUUAAAUAGUGUAGCUUUGUGUCAAGUCUUUGUGUUAGCUUUGUGUAGCUUUGUGUCAAGUCUUGCUUGUGCUCCAUUCAACAGAAUAAUUCAUUUGCAAUAUUAAAAUAUGAUUAUGUUUUAUUUUUGUAUAUAUUGAGCAGGUAGUCGAGUGGUUUAGAUUGGUCCUUCUCCCUCUGAGUCUUGGGUAGGACUCUAUCUCAGGAGAUAUGAGAAGUUAGUCCUGAUUCAAUCUGCUCUCAGGAGCACUAUGGGUAUACCCCAGUGUACAGUGUUCAGGACAGCUCUAGGUUUGUACUACUGAAACAGGUCCUUAGAAAAAGACGAUUCUGUCUUAUGUAAAACUUUGUUUCUUUUACUGGCACCAAUAUUGAACAUUUUAUGAAUGUUUGAAUCUUUGGAAUAAUGAACUCCCAAAUUUCUAGUGGCAUAUGUAACUACCUGUAUACUGUGUGUGUUAUUGGCAAGUCCCUUUGUGAUUUCACUGUAAUUAAUGCCAUUUGAAGUGUUAUCAAAAAGCUGUUUGCUAACACAUGCAUGCUGCACAGGAAGAUAUGAUAUUACAUGAAUUGCCCUUUAAAUGUAUUUAGAGGGUCCUCUCUGUGUGCUGUAUAACUACUUGCAUAGCCGUUUGCAUUGUUCACAUAAAACGAGUUUCUGCAGUGUGUGCCUAGCAGCACACCAGCAAUGGAAAGUGUUGUGCUGCUUGAUUUCUACUGCUUUCAAUAAACGGGUUUGGAGAUCU